This is a messenger RNA of Paramisgurnus dabryanus, 2118 nucleotides long. RefSeq names its product SYS1 golgi trafficking protein (gene sys1). NCBI's taxonomy places the organism in Eukaryota, Metazoa, Chordata, Actinopteri, Cypriniformes, Cobitidae. Gene Ontology annotation, cellular component: trans-Golgi network; Golgi membrane. Gene Ontology annotation, biological process: protein localization to Golgi apparatus; Golgi to plasma membrane protein transport; Golgi to endosome transport. The record is from RefSeq and is a predicted model, not a curated record.
CUGCGCCGAGCGACGCAAAGGUAGCGAUGACGUCACGCGGUGAUCACCAGCUGAAAGUUUCCUAUGCGGUUUAAGUGAUUAUUAUUAGAGCUUUAACGAACCUUAACCUGUCAGCCGACGGAGGAUCACGUUACGGAUCUGGCGUGUUCGGGUGCAGAUUUUCAAGCACCUGUGGAGUCUGCCCGGGGACACGUGUUGUCCCUGAACUUCUUCUGCAAGAUGUCCAGUCAUUUCCGCAGUUACAUCUGGGAUCCGGUCCUCAUCGUCUCUCAGAUUAUCCUAAUGCAGUGCAUCUACUACAGCUUCUUGGGUCUGUGGUUGGCUGGUGUUGAUGGUUUGGUGCAGACCAGUAGAUCACUUGACCAGAUAUUCAAUUAUGAGGUGCUUGGCUUUUCAACAACACACGGUCGCCUCUCAAUGAUGGCGUUUAUAUUGAACUCUCUCACGUGUGCUCUUGGCUUGUGGUUUUUCAUCAGACGGGGAAAGCAGUGUCUGGACUUUACCAUCACGGUGCAUUUCUUUCACAUGAUUGGCUGCUGGAUCUAUAACGCCCACCUUCCAGCCGCUCUGUCUUGGUGGUUGGUCAACAUGGCCUGCAUGGCACUUAUGGCCGUCAUCGGCGAGUACUUGUGCAUGCGGACAGAGCUCAGAGCCAUUCCAGUAAACACAGCACCCAAAUCGAACCUAUGAGAACUGUAUAGAGACAGAUUUGGCACGGGUGAUGCUGGAGCCUCGGGCUGGACAGGCUGUGGACUAAUGCUGCUUUGGUUUUUGCAGUUUCGAGAUGGAAUGAUAAUUGGCCCUGGGGGAACAGAAAUGAAUUUUUACAGUGAUGUAAUGGUCAUGUCACUGUAUUCAAUCGUAAUCAUGUGUUUUAGACUAAUUGCGGCCAUUGCGUCAUACGUACGAAAAGGACUUGGAUUUUCAAGCUUUAAUGCUUGCCGAUAAUAAUGAUCUACUGGGACUUCCUUCAUCCAGCAUUAUUCUGUAAUAUAUCGUAAUUGCUCUUGUUUAGGACCAACUCUUACUGUUAUUCACAGAUGGUUACUGAAAUGACAGAGAUGGUCUGUUUUAAAUGUGCCGAAAUCUCCCAAGACUAAUGUUAAUAAUAAAAUAAAAUACAGUCGCAUACUGAAUAAUUUAAUGGUUACAGUCAAAUUUCUCAAUAUCACUUAGACAAAUGAGGUUUCCAUUUACCAAAGAAGACACAGUUGGUGUUUCGUUUACCUUAAAGGUUAAAGUCAACAAAAACUAAAUAUCCAAACAAGGUAUGCAACAUUUCUAAAAUCUUAGAAUCUUAAUUUAAUCGUGGAUAAUGUCAAUAAAAUAUUCACAUACACACACACUCACAAAAAGAUUUUAUAAAGAAGCAUUUCCCUAAAGAUUUUUCAAGUCAAGCUUUUCCAUCACUAAAUAUGCUUUAGCACUCAUGUAAAUGUGUCAUUUUGUGGAAGUAAGAUAAGAGAGGAUAAGUUGUAGUGGGAUACUGUGACUAGUAUCCCAUUAUAAAUUGUUAGAAGAUUAAAUUCAUAAAGCUCAAAGCUCUUCUUAGCUUUUAAAGGUAAAAUGUAUUUGCUUAUACAAUAUUUGGUUUCCUGCCUGCGAUGUAAAGUUACUGCAAUUUCUGGGUCAUUUUAUAUUCAGGAUCUCAGCUCAGUAUCAAACGUGUGAACUUUGUUUGCUCUGUAAGUUACGUAUUUCCUGUACUUCCUGUGCGUAAAACACCUUCAGCUUUUAGGAUGCUGACUGUGAUAACUUUAUAUUCAUUAAAGGAUUCAUGAACGUAAACGAUUUGAUAAUCAGGAAGUGUUUGCACAUUUUUACACUCCCUUGAGAAAUUGUACAACGUGUUGCAACUUUCAGCAACUGGUUCUGAUUGCUUUGGCAGAGCUUUCAAUGGCAAAAAAAACAGACAAAACUGAAUAAAAUUAUGCUGCUUUAAUUCUUAAAAACUGCAAAAUCUUCAAUGCAUGAAAACGGUUCCUGGAUGUUGUUUUGUUUCUCAAAUUCUGGUCAUAAAACUGUUUGCUUUAAAAAGGAUAAUGUUUUUCAAUUGUUUUGCAAAAGCUCUGUUUUGUAAUAUUUGGAAAAUUGCUACAAAUUGGUGGAUAAUAUAAA